AUGACGACCACUGUGCCUAAAGUGUUUGCCUUCCAUGAGUUUUCCGGGGUGGCAGAGGCCGUGGCCGAUUACGUAGUGUACGCGCAGAACGGGGCACUAUUGCCCAAGGAGAGGAGGCCCUCGAACGUGUCCCUGGCAGCUAGCAAUUACGACUCGAGCGACAUGCAGCGUGUGCUCUCGACGAAGAGCAUGUCGUCUGCUAGGGAGAAGAAGGAUCGUCCAAAGAAGGAGCAACGGUUUAAGAUUGCCAUCUCCGGUGGGUCGCUUAUUCAGGUGCUCCACGAGGGGCUGCUGAGCAGAACCGACGUGCAGUGGGGCAAGUGGGAUAUAUACUUUGCUGACGAACGGCUCGUGCCCUUUGAAUCGGACCAGAGUAACUACGGGCAAGCCAAGAGGAAAAUAUUUGACCUUAUUGACACGGAGAAGUACGGUACGCCAAACAUCUACCACAUUGACGAAUCCCUGAUCGAUGACCCACAGGAGUGCGCAGACAGUUACGAGAAAGUACUCAUUAGAGGUUUCGCAGGUAGGGACUCGGUCAAACUUCCGAUGUUCGAUCUUUUCUUGCUAGGUUGCGCUCCAGAUGGACACAUUGCCUCGCUGUUCCCCAAUUUCCAAGAAAACUUGCGUGAGAAACUCGCAUGGGUCGUCCCCGUGGAAAAGGCCCCCAGUGGGCCUAGCGAAAGGAUAUCCUUGACUAUCCCGGUCAUCUGCCACUCGCACAGGGUCAUCUUCGUGGUGGAAGGUGCCACGAAGGCCCCGAUCAUCAAGAUGAUCAUGGAGAGACCAGAGAAGGGACUUCCAAGCAGUAUCGUCAACGAAGGCGCUGCAGGGCGUGUGUCCUGGUUUGUGGACGACGACGCACUAACUGACGUCUUUGUCACAAAAAAGAAGUACAAGUUCCAUCAACAAUUGGAGUUCAAUGAACCGUUUAGCACCUAG
This is a messenger RNA of Huiozyma naganishii CBS 8797, 942 nucleotides long. It is a transcript of the gene SOL1, whose product is annotated as Sol1p. NCBI's taxonomy places the organism in Eukaryota, Fungi, Ascomycota, Saccharomycetes, Saccharomycetales, Saccharomycetaceae. The coding region runs from base 1 to 942 and encodes 313 amino acids. Gene Ontology annotation, biological process: pentose-phosphate shunt; carbohydrate metabolic process. The transcript has a single exon. Gene Ontology annotation, molecular function: 6-phosphogluconolactonase activity. The record is from RefSeq and is a predicted model, not a curated record.